GAGAUCAGCCAUGGAGGAGACGCUCACCUGCAGCAGGAGCCCUUUCUCCCAGGUGUUCGGGCGUCAGGGUCAGCUCAUGCAAGCCACUGUGCAGUCACUGAACAGCCUGAACGACCAGAUUGCGAGUUUCAUAGUGACUGGGCCCAAAUCCCUGGAGCAGGAGGAGUGCAGCUUCCCUCCUCCUGAGAACGAGACCAUGCAGAAGUCUAUGACCCUGAUGAGGCACCUCCUCGUGGAUGCUCAGGCAAAAAUCCUGAAAAUGAUGGAUGACAACAAGCAGUUGGCUCAACGCAUCGAUGGCGCCAUCCAGUCGGCCAGCCAGGAGGUGACCAACCUGAGGUCGGAGCUCAGCGCCACCAGCCGCAGACUGGCCGAGCUGGGAGCAAGCGAAUCUUCUGCUGGGGUGCUGGAGACGCUUCAGCACAACCACAACGAUCCAUCACCCCACCAGAGACAGAAACCUCCAGCUGCUGACCACAAAACUGAAGUCAACAGUCUGAUGGACUUCAACUCUCCAGACUCGUCCCUGGACAAAGUCCUGCUGCGUGAAGAGGUGGCUCAGCUCCAGGAGGAGGUGCACCUGCUGAGGCAGAUGAAGGACAUGUUGAAUAAAGACCUGGAGGAGACCCAGGGAGGCUGCUCGGCCAGCGUGCUCUCCGCCACCGAGCUCCGUGUGCAGCUGGCCCAGAAGGAGCAGGAGUUGGACCGAGCCAAGGAGGCCCUGCAAGCCAUGAAGUCUGACCGUAAGCGUUUGAAGGCAGAGAAAGCAGAUCUGGUCAACCAGAUGCAGCAGCUCUACGCCACAUUGGAGAGCCGAGAGGAGCAACUCCGCGACUUCAUACGCAACUACGAGCAGCACAGAAAGGAGAGCGAGGACGCAGUCAAGGCACUGGCUAAGGAGAAGGACCUUCUGGAGAGAGAGAAGUGGGACCUGAGGCGGCAGACUAAAGAAGCCACGGAACACACGGGGAUGCUGCGGACUCAGCUGGACCUCAAGGAAAACCGCAUCAAGGAACUGGAGGCUGAACUGGCCAUGGCUAAGCAGUCAUUAGCCACCCUGACCAAGGACGUACCAAAGCGCCACUCUGUGGCCAUGCCCACGGAAACAGUUGUCAACGGCAACAACCAGGAGUGGGUGAUGCAGGCGGACCUCCCUCUGACUGCCGCCAUCAGACAGAGCCAACAGACGCUCUACGUGCACACGGCACAUCCACCCGACAGACAAGUCGCGGCGGUGCGGGUGAGCCCGUGCCACUCACGUCAACCCUCUAUCAUCUCUGACGCCUCGGCGAUGGACGGAGACCGCUCGUCCACGCCCAGCGACAUCAACUCGCCGCGCCAUCGAACUCACUCCCUCUGCAAUUCCCUAGAAGAUCUGGAGGAGGCGAAGCGUAAGAAGAAGAAGGAGAAGAUGGGCCUGGGCUCUCUGUCUCGUGUCUUCGCACGGGGAAAGCAGCGCAAAUCCCUCGACCCCGGUUUGUUUGAUGACUCAGACAGUCUGUCCAGCCCCACCCGCCUCAGUCUCAGCCUGUCCGACGGGUCCGAGGACCAGCUGGACCGCCUCCAGCAGGUGGAGCUGGCGAGGACGACCCCCAUGUCCCAGUGGAGGGCUGGAACUGUACAGGCCUGGCUGGAGGUUGUCAUGGCGAUGCCCAUGUACAUCCGAGCCUGCUCUGAAAAUGUCAAGAGUGGUAAGGUUUUACUCGGACUAACGGAUGAAGACCUGGAGCUGGGUUUGGGUGUCACCAGCUGCAUGCAUCGGAGGAAACUGCGUCUGGCCAUUGAGGACUACAGAGAUGCUGAGAAUGGCAGAGGGCUGUCCAAGGCCGCGGACAUGGAUCACCACUGGGUGGCCAAAGCCUGGCUGAGCGACAUGGGCUUGCCUCAGUACUCACAGGCCUUUCACACCCACCUGGUAGAUGGACGCAUGCUGAACUCGCUGACACGACGCGACCUUGAACGUCACCUCAACAUCACCAAGAAGUUCCACCAGGUCAGCUUGCUGCUGGGCAUCGAACUGCUGCACUUACUCAGUUUUGACAAGGAGGCGCUCCAGAUUCGACGGAUGCAAUGUGAACACCAGAAUGUGGAUCCGUUGGUGUGGACGGCUCACCGGGUCAUCAAAUGGAUCAGAGAUAUCGACCUCAAAGAGUUUGCUGAAAACCUUCCAAACAGCGGCGUUCAUGGGGGUGUCAUGGUGCUGGACCCCACCUUCAACAUGGACACCAUGGCCACGGCACUGGGGAUCCCCAACAACAAGCACAUGGUGCGCCGACACCUUGUGGAAGAGAUGAAAAACCUCAUUGUUCCAGCCAGAGACAACGCCAAACAGGACUAUGAGCAUCUUGGCUUGGGAACACCACCAACCCUGCUCCGCCAAAACUCUCUGGGAAGACCGCCAAGCUCCGCCGGCCGUCUCACCGAUGAUGAAGGCUCGCUGAGACAGAGAGCGGUCAAGCCUCCGUUGGGGUUCAGCCCUAAAGGCCACAGACGGCGGGACUUGAGUUGUAACAGCAGUUACGGCUCUCUGCCACGUGAGGUUCGAGACGACACUCUACCCAAAGCCGAGGGAAGUCCGAUUGGCGGCUACGCCAGUGUCGAGGUCACCAACGUGUGAGACCAUUCAUCAGGACUCCACCAACAGCGGCUUCAUUCAGUAUCAGCAGAACACGAGAUUAUUUUUUAUUAAAAGAUGAGCCUUUAAAAAACAGAUUGCACUUUUUAGAUGUUUUCUUUAAGAUCCUUUUGUUUUUUAAUGAGAGACUUGUAUGUGGCUUAAAUGCCAUUUGGCCGUUUGUGAUGUGUGCAAUAUCUAACCGCCAACAGCAGGAUCAAGAGACUGACUCCAGCUAAAUUAUGAUUUAUUUUUCUAUUUUCCUUGUGUAAAUGGUUGUAAAACGAGCUGUCACUUUGUUGAUUCAUUUUUAACGUGCAGCCUGUGAUUCAGACGGAGAUAGAUUUAAAAAGAAAGAAAAAAGAAACCAGGGCAGAUGGCAACAUAAAGUAAUCUUGGAUACGAGUGUCAAAAUAUUCUUGGUUAAAUGUCUGUCAUUUGUUCCCAGCUGAAGACCCUGAAAACAAAAACUCUGGUUGAAUUUUAAAGAUCUAUUUUCUGCCUUCAGGGGAAAACUGCAGUAUAUUUUAAAUACUACUGCCAGUCUGGGAAUGGAACCGGGACACUGUGGACAGAAGAGGACUUGUUUGUCAUUUUUCAUCGGGCACAUUCACAAUGUGCCCCCCCCACCCCGAGCUCCCUCUACUGGUACUUAAGAAAAGCAGUGGCUUCCACAAAAAACCCUGAAAUAAAAAAGUGAUUCAUUCCAAAUCUUAAAAAAAAAAUAACUUUCCUCCUUCUUUUUCCUCUUUGUUUAAAAAAAAUCAAAUAAAAAUAAAAUAAUAAUAAUAAUAAUAAUAAUUAGUGGUGAUUGUGAAGUGAAAGAAAAAAAAACCUUGGAACCCCCACUGUGUUCUUUGGCGCCCCCUUAAGGGGGUCUCGGACCCCAGUUUGGGAAGCAGAUGUUCUGCUUCUCUCUUCUGAUGCUUUUUCAUCACCGUAAUCAUAGAACAUAUGUGAACAAUGUUUACAAAAGACGCCAGCAGAGUUUUUCAUCUGUGGAACUUUGAAGCUAAAAGGUGAACGAGUGAAAAAAGUGUAAAACGGUAACAGUGUUCCUCAUCAGGUCAUAAAGAAUAAAGAUGUCUCAGUUUUGACUGG
This is a messenger RNA of Thalassophryne amazonica, 3715 nucleotides long. RefSeq names its product kazrin, periplakin interacting protein a (gene kazna). Lineage: Eukaryota; Metazoa; Chordata; Actinopteri; Batrachoidiformes; Batrachoididae. The transcript is spliced from 17 exons. The record is from RefSeq and is a predicted model, not a curated record. Gene Ontology annotation, molecular function: protein binding. Bases 11 to 2617 code for a protein of 868 amino acids.